AUGUCUGAAAAGUUGAAGGAGUUCACGGAGAUCCCCCAGGAGUUCGUGCGAGACGGCAAGCAGUUCCUCGUUCGCUGCACAAAGCCCUCCCAAAAAGAGUUCUUGCAGAUCUGCAAGGCAGUGUCCAUCGGGUUUGCAGUAAUGGGAUUCAUCGGCUAUUUCGUCAAGCUCAUCCAUAUCCCUAUCAAUAACAUUCUUGUGGGUGGUGCAUGA
Molecule: messenger RNA, 213 nt
Organism: Rhodofomes roseus
Lineage: Eukaryota; Fungi; Basidiomycota; Agaricomycetes; Polyporales; Fomitopsidaceae
Product: protein translocase SEC6
Exons: 5
Coding region: 1-213 (70 amino acids)
Biological process (GO): post-translational protein targeting to membrane, translocation; protein targeting
Cellular component (GO): membrane; Ssh1 translocon complex
Molecular function (GO): transmembrane protein transporter activity
Source: RefSeq, a predicted model, not a curated record